Messenger RNA from Drosophila innubila, 1857 nucleotides. RefSeq lists its product as uncharacterized. NCBI's taxonomy places the organism in Eukaryota, Metazoa, Arthropoda, Insecta, Diptera, Drosophilidae. The coding region runs from base 253 to 1431 and encodes 392 amino acids. The transcript has 7 exons. The record is from RefSeq and is a predicted model, not a curated record. Gene Ontology annotation, biological process: synapse organization. Gene Ontology annotation, cellular component: neuron projection membrane.
UACUUGUUGUCAACUCUAAUUUAGUCUCCGUAUGGCGCUUCGGGAAAGAGGUCCUUUAAGUAAAGCAAUUCGCGUAGCGGCUUCAAAUUAGUGUAAAUUUGAUUUGUGCAUUUCACUUCAUACAAACAUACAUAAAUACGCAUACAUGUCUAAUUACCAAAGAAUAAGUUUCCAAUUUUAACGAAACAUGUUUCAUGCGCAAAACAUUAAUCGUAAAUAAGAAAUUCGAUAGAAAAUAUAAAUGUUGAAAUAAUGGAAUCGAAAAAAUGGCAUAUCCGAAUAAGUUUAUUUUUGCUUUUAAUAACUUCAACAUAUUCAAAUUUAGGAAAGAUGACGUCUUCUCAAAAUCAUUUUGGGAACAGCUUGCAGAGUCAAUUCAACACCAAAAAUAAUACUCGGGUCAUCGCUCAGAAAGGAGGACUUGCCAUUUUACCAUGCGUCGUUAAAGUCAAUUCUCCGGCUACGGUUUCUUGGAUUCGAAGAAAAGAUUUUCAGUUGCUGACAGUGGGUUUAUCAACUCAUAGCAGCGAUAAGCGAUUUCUAGUUGAGCACACGCGACACAUGGGCCACUGGUCGCUCAGGAUUAAAGCUGUGAAGGAGGAGGAUCGAGGAUUUUACGAGUGUCAAUUGUCUAUUUAUCCAACUCAAUCAAUUUUAAUAGAAUUAAAAAUUGUUGAAGCGGUAGCUGAAAUAUCAAAUGCAUCCGAUAUUCUCAUUGAUGAAACUUCCACUCUACAACUGCAGUGCAAACUUAAGGGGGCUACGGAAAAUCCUUCGUUUGUCUUUUGGUAUCACGAAAACAAAAUGGUUAACUAUGAUGCACAAGGAGGCUUCGUGGUCACGUCCAUAAUAGAGAAUGCGAUCCCUGGAUUAGAGAAUGUACAACAUUUACCGACAAGGGGAAACGGUGGUAAAAAUAAAACACUACGCAGCACAAUGGAAUCAAAUGUUGACAACGCGAUCGGAGCUGCAACAACUGCAAUGCCAUAUGUAUCUCCUUCGCCAAUAAGUCCUUUUACAAUGUUGCAAAUGCAACAAUACAAAUCCCCAUAUCUUCCGAAUUCUUCAAUGAGUGUGCUUACCAUAAAAACGGUGACAUUUCAUCAUGCUGGAAAUUACACAUGUGCACCGUCAAAUGCAAGGCCGGCCAGCAUUACGGUCCACGUACUAAGAGGAGAAAAGCCAGCAGCAAUGCAACAUGCGAACCGAAGCAUUCUUGAUGGCGAGAAUAUUUCCAACAACAACAACAGCAACAGCUUUGGAUUGAGCAGUAUUAAAGGAUUCAAUGGAACGAAUAGUCUACUGGUUACCGUACCCUCACUGUUGUUAUCCGUUCUCUGUUUGUUAGCUAAUUUGCCUUCUGCAUCCCAAUUACAAAAGCAGACACCAAUGAUAUUCUUCGUAUAUCUAUUAUGUACUUUUAAUAGCUGAAAAUGCUUAGAGAUAUUUGAAGCACACUAGAUGAUUCGUGUAAUUUCAAUCAAUUGACUUUGGCAAUUGUAAUUAAGGAAUUGUAUAUAAUUAAUUACAUACAUAACAUACACGUACAUAAAAUAGAUACUCAUGCAUACCGUAAAUACGAAUACAUAAGUAUCACGAUACAAUUAUUAAGAUGUUUAAGUUGAUAAUUGUAAAAAGGACUUGGUUAUAUGAUAAAUGAAUGAAUGCUGUCUUCGGCAAACCAAAACUGAUAUAUCGAUGUAGACUUAUUCAAAAGUUGUUCCUACGGUAGCUAUAUGGUAGUUUUGUCACGUUCGAUUUAUGCAUUUCUUAUUCUACAAAUGGCGGCUAUCGGGGUUCAAUUAAGGUCUCAGUGUAUAGACUGUGAUAUAAUUUGAUAUAAAAUGUAAUCAAAAA